Molecule: messenger RNA, 1146 nt
Organism: Effrenium voratum
Lineage: Eukaryota; Dinophyceae; Suessiales; Symbiodiniaceae
Source: the annotation of a GenBank genome assembly
AUGGUAUACUCCGUAGCUUCUCUUCACGGCGAGCUUGACGCCAUGAAACGCAUAAACAACUUGGCGGCAUCCACGGCCACCAAGAAGAAGAAGUGGAAGAUCGAGUCCGACGACGAGGAGCCCCCGGUGCUGGACGGGCCCCUGCCGGACAGCGACGACGAGCCGGCGGCGCCGGCGCCGAAGGCCGAGAGCAGCUCGGCGGGCACCACGGGUUCGCCGAACCCCGUGGUGUGGAUGGAGAUCGAAGUGGCGGGGAAGGCCCGGGGCCGGCUGCACUUCGAGCUCUUCCAGGACUUGGCGCCCAAGGCCGCGGCCACCUUCCGCCAGCUCUGCGCCGCUGAGGCCGAUGGCAAGACCGUGAGCUAUGCCGGGACAAGCCUAGACCUCGUGUACGCCGGCCGCUAUGUCACGGCAGGGGAUAUUGAUGCUAGCUUGUCCUUCGAGGGCGUGGAGGGGUCAUGUUCCCUGACUCACGCCAAGGCGGGCUUGCUAACGAUGCCCUUUGGCAGCGCGAGCUUCUUCGAUCCCCGCUUCCAAAUCACGCUAGGUGCUGUUUCAGAGCUGGAUGGCAAGCAGCUCAUCUUUGGCCAGCUCUUGGGCUCCCCAGGCUGCCCCCUUCAUCCGCUGCAUUGGGUGGAGGCCAUGGGCACCAGCAAUGGCACGACCCGGGAAGAGAUCCUGGUGAAGGCGUGCGGUGAAUGCAGCACCGAAGAAUGCCAGGCCUUGUUGGGCGCCAUGGUCAUGGCAGCGCAAGUGGAUCGAACGCUUGAGAGCCAGACAGAUCGCUACGGCCGAACAGGCCACAUGCAUGGCGAAUUGGAGGACGCGGUGACUCAGGACAACUUGUCCCUUGUGCUGGAGCUCACCGAAGAUCUGCUGGGCCACUUGGAGUGGGCCAGCAAGAGGACCAUGGGCACCAGCGAGCGGGAUCGAAAGGCCGGCCUUAUGGAGCAGCAGCUCAAGUGGCUGACGAAAGCGCUGCGAAAGGUGGAGUUUAAAGCAGGAGACGUGAAGGGUUAUGAGAACCGCCUGGCUUUGGGCGCGAAGAGCCAGCUGGGCCGUGCUAAGGAUUUGGAAGAGUCCCUGGUGCGGGUGUACUAGGCCGCGAGCGCUGGCGCGCGUGUGUCUACACCAUGGGGAUAAACC